Molecule: messenger RNA, 6891 nt
Organism: Plutella xylostella (diamondback moth)
Lineage: Eukaryota; Metazoa; Arthropoda; Insecta; Lepidoptera; Plutellidae
Biological process (GO): regulation of transcription by RNA polymerase II
Cellular component (GO): nucleus
Molecular function (GO): RNA polymerase II cis-regulatory region sequence-specific DNA binding; DNA-binding transcription activator activity, RNA polymerase II-specific
Source: RefSeq, a predicted model, not a curated record
GGUCCGCACUCAGUGCCAUCUCCAUACUAUCAUCGCUCUCAAAUCCACCUGACUGGUGCAGGCGGGUCGCGGCCGCCACUAGCUGUCUCGCUCUCUCGCGUCUCGGGCGAGAUGCGCGCUCUCCCUCUCCCCGCGCGCCCGGCCGGCCGCUCUCCACCAAUCGGUAGCCAUCUUUUGCUCCCUCGAGAGCAGAGCGACAACAGAACAGUGCGUGCUCUCAUCACACUGAGACGACAUCUCGCCGCGCGAGGUCGUCCCUGCCGCGGAUGUAAACGCGCAAACGCGGAAAAACAAUCUACAGUGCCUUAUAAACUUUUAUUUCUAAGUGAUUUUAUCCAAAGUGCAAAAUAAGCUCAACGUAAAAUUAAGGUGUACAGUGAAAGACUAGAAGCUCGCAUUGUGGAGUUGAACUUUUAAAAUAAAAUUAACAGCGGCUGAUAAAGCGAAAAUUAUCCACGAUUGGGCGUCGCCGGCGACCGCGGGCCAUGCAGGGGGCGCCAACCGCCGCCGCCGCCCCCGCGGCCGAGCCCCCCAGCCAGCAACAUAUCAAAACAGAAGACGUGAUCAUUGAAGCCAAGAUCGAGGCGGAGAACAACGAAGAGGACAUCAAGAUGGAGGUCCGGGAGCGAGCCACGCGCACCGUCAGCAUCGACAGCGACAACCGCUCCGUCAGUGAUGACGAGGAGGCGCGCCGCAGCAGGAAACGCGCCGCCUCCCCCUCAACCCUCUCCCCACGCCCGCUCACCGCCAUCAAGCGAACAGCUCGUCUGGAGUGCCCGCACUGCCGGCAAGCGUUCGACUCCACCGACGCCCUCGACCUCCACCGCUUCACGGCGCAUGGCGACGACUCCCGCCCCAACUACAAAGACUACCCGGACUUCAGGAAGUUCGCGGACAUCACCAGGAGCAUCCCGCGGGAGAGGUACCGCUGCCAUCACUGCACCCGCGACUUCCCGUGCGCGGAGGCCCUGGAUGUCCACAGAAAGUCAUGUGGCACGCCGACACGCACAGUUGUGACUCCUGAACGAGAUAGGCGAGAGGAUUUCUUUGCCAAAUUGGAUCUUAGAAACCGAUCCUUUGGCAUUCCUGGAACUUUAACACCGCCUAUGGAGAGAUUCACUCCCAAGUUCGAAGAUAGUUCGUAUUCUGAAAACGGUCUUCGUCAUUUAGAUGCUGCGAGAGACCUGGCGGAUAUACAGUCCAUCCUGCAUGUGACAUCGGCUGGUAGUUUGCUUGAAAGACUAACAGGGACUAGAGUGCCUCUUGAAAGCUCUGUCUUGACCCCACCAGACACUAUUCUAAAGGACCGAGACCAGGAAGAGACGCAAGACAGCUUUGCGGCAGAGUUCCGGCGAAUGAAAUUGCGUGGGGAGUUUCCGUGUAGGUUGUGCCCAGCCAAGUUCCCCAAUCUGCGAGCUUUGAAAGGCCAUAACAGAGUUCAUCUAAGUGGAAACGGUCCAGGCCCCUAUCGGUGCAACAUGUGCCCUCAUGCAUCUUUAGAUAAAGCUGCUCUUGUGCGGCACAUGAGAACUCACAACGGAGACCGACCGUACGAGUGCGCUGUGUGUAAUUAUGCGUUUACUACCAAAGCCAACUGUGAGAGGCAUCUAAGAAACCGCCACGCAAAAGUUACCCGAGAAGAUGUUAAACGCUCCAUCAUUUACCAUCCCUCUGAAGACCCAAACAAUGAUGAAGUCAACUCAAAAAUAUCUCGAGAGGAAGUGAAGCGAUCGCUUGCUUUCCACACUCCAGAAAUUUCUGACCGACGGAGCGAGUCCACUGGCCGGGACACGCCUCUAUCUCACUUCACACCGAACUUUAUUACUGAAAGACAUCCAGUCACCUCUUUGACUCCAACUUUGCCCGAGACUCCCUCACUGACACCAAGGGACACUGAAACAAUCAUACCUCGAAUCAAAGUAAAGGGCAUUGGCCAGUUGACUCAAAUACCAGAAUUUCGGCCUCCUGAAAUCAAUUACAAAAACAACGAGGAACCAGAUCACUACGAUGACGAUGCCCCAGUCGAUCUAUCCACCAAUGAUAAUAACAACUGCGAUGUGCUGGACCUCAGCAAGAAGAAACGUGAUACAGAUGAUGAUGAGCCGAAAAACACGCCACAGGUUCCUUUUGAUACUGAUUCGGCUGCGGCUGCUGCUACUGCCUUCGAGAAAACUAGAUUCCUGCUAGCCCAUCAUAGACUGUUCGAUAACCCUUUACCAAAGAUUGACCCCGCCUUUUAUGCCACGCAACUAUCCCAGAUCUACGCAAGUUCAAUGUCCGGAUUACCUGGUCUACCAAUACCCCCUUCUUUUCCUCUUAACCCGUACUUUCUUCAAACCUCUUUUUUUCCUCAACCCACUGAUACCCAAGAACUUGCCGAAAUAAAGCAACGGAUACAAAAAGAGAUCAUUCGUGGUCUGAGCAUGUCUGGCGGAGGUCUUAUAACUCCAGAAGCUAAAACUCAACCAAAGCAGGAGAUUAUAGAAGAAGAUGAGAAACCAAUAGUACAACCACCUCGUGACCCGUCACCAGUACCUCCACCACGAUCUGUGUCUCCAGCGCCAGUACCCACGAGCAUGGUGCCACAGACAGAUUCUGUGAAAAUGGUCAUAAAAAACGGAGUCCUCAUGCCAAAACAGAAGCAAAGGCGUUACCGAACUGAAAGACCUUUUUCUUGCUCUCAGUGCGCCGCUAGAUUUACACUCAGGUCGAAUAUGGAACGUCACGUGAAGCAGCAACACCCUCAGCACUGGAGCAUCCGGCGACCGUCCCCAAGGGCGCCUCCUCCAUACCCUACUUCUGACUGUUUGGCUGACCGAGUAAAGUUCGCACUUCUAGCUCGUCAUUUAGAAAACCCACUGCACCCCUCUGAACGCUCCCCUGUGCGCAGAGAUUCUGAUGAAGUCGCUGACAAUGAAGAAGAUGAAGAGGACACUCUAGUUAUUGACGAAGAAGAACCGGAAGAUAAUCAGCAAUCAGAUGAGCACACCGCCGCGCAUAGGGCUGCAGCUGAAAUUCUUCUAGCAACUCGUCAACAGGAAAUCACCAAAGACUUUGAUCUCAAAAUCGCAGGAAAUCUUAUCAAUAAGCCAUUAUCACUAACUGUUGAUAAGAACGAGGACGCAGAGCAAGCACCUGUGGUGAACCCCCAAGAACCUUUACCCAUACCGAUCGUGCCAACUCGAAGUGAUGAAGAAGAAGAUGAAGAGGGUCUGGUGGCUUCCACUAGUGAAGGAAAUAACUCCGGGAGCGAUGAAAAUAAAUCGGACGCGGACAUAGGAACUCAACCACCUAAGAAGAAGUCGGCGUACAGCUUGGCCCCAAACCGAGUGUCCUGUCCGUACUGCCACCGCAAGUUCCCGUGGUCCUCGUCCCUGCGCCGCCACGUCCUCACGCACACUGGACAGAAGCCGUUCAAGUGCCCGCAUUGCCCCCUUCUAUUCACCACCAAGUCAAACUGUGACCGUCAUCUACUGAGGAAGCAUGGAGGGUCAGCGCGAGCCAUACUGGCCGAGCCCAUACCUGACACAGUAACCCCACCGCAACCAGCCAAUGAUGCGUCUCGAACGGUCCCCGAGCGGCCCUUCAAAUGCGCCUCUUGUCCUACCAGCACAUUCUCCUCAAUGGAGACGCUAAAGAAGCACAUGUCUUCGAGGCACGGGUUGGGAGAGACACUACCAGAGUCGCCAGCUCCGGAGACAGUUGACGAUCAGGAUGGUAACCCCGACGGGCUGGCGUUCAAGUGCCACCUGUGCGAGGGCUCGUUCAGCGACCGCGGCGGCGCGCUGCGGCACCUGGCCUCUUCCCACGCCACGGAGUACGAGCAGCUGGUCAGCAAGGGAGCCCUGGACGCCGCCAGCGACCGCAGCGAGAGCGCCGACGACGACGACCGGGGCAAAUUUCCCGACCACGCCAAUAGAAAGGUGGUCUGCGCAUUCUGCAUCCGCCGGUUCUGGUCGGCGGAGGACCUGCGGCGGCACAUGCGCACGCAUUCCGGGGAGCGUCCGUUCGCGUGCGACCUCUGCCGGCGCCGGUUCACGCUCAAGCACAGCAUGCUGCGCCACCGCAAGAAGCACCGGGAUGACCCCACCGAUGACGAGGAGGUGUCUCCGCCACACACGCCCGUUGAGAACCUGUCUAAUGGCUACCGUUACCACGACGACGACGGUUCCGGCAACGAGAUACCGAGCAACGUGAACAACAACAACUCGCCGCCCGCCGCGCCCUACGAGAAGAAACUCAAAAUACAAAUGGCGUCCCGAAAAUACUCCUCGGAAGCGGAAAACGACACCGAAAACAGCGGCGACCUCAUCGGAAAACUGCUAGGUAUCCCAGACAAAACUAUCAUCAACAAACUCCUCUCGUCGGCUGACGAAGCAGCCAAGUUCUUGGGCGUAAACAAAUGAGAGUACGCUUUAGUCCUCGUGGCUCCAGCUAGGAUUAUCCUGGCUCCACGGGGACUAGCCAAUAUUGGUUCAACGAAUACAAAAACCGUACCAGCGCCAUCUGUCAGCGAGUAGCUGUACUAUAUAUAAAAAGUUUGGGUUUUCAAAAUACAUACUUAUUAUAAUUUGUAAACCAUAUUAGUAACUAGGUGCCUUUGAAGUGUUUGCCUUACUAAUUUCAAGAUACCGUCCUGAUUGCCUUAAAUAUAAUAUUACUACGCAGUUUAGGUAUUGUGAGUGUUUCUUAGCAACGAAACUUUAGUGCCAGUAUCUAAGUACAGUAAUAAAUCGAAUUGUACAUAGUAUAAUAUUAUACUUAAUCAUUUUUGUCGUCGUUUAGAGUGAACUAGUGUGUUACCUAGGUUUACCAAUUAAUUUAUUAAAUAAGUAAGUCGUUCUUAACAUAUCAAGAUAUUUCAGAAUAGAACUGCAUUUUCCGUCUAGUCGUUUGUACUAUUUUCAAAGUUUGUCCGAUUUCUUAUUCAUUUACCUACGUAAUAGGAUGACAACGCUAAAAUUUAAAUUAAAUCUUAUUGGAACUUACAUUGCUUACCUUGCUUAGAUACCUACUAUAAAUAUUUCUCAAAAAUCUUUAUUAAAUUUCUAGUCAAUUACACCUCUUUUCUAAUAAAAUCUUGAUCCUAAGCUAAAAUACCAAAUUAUCAGUGUAAAGACUUACCUAGAUGUGGUUUUUAAUCAACGAAAUAAUUUAAGUCAUAUCGAUACAGUAGACCUCAUAAUCCCUACCAAUGAAUAGAAUAAAUCUAUUAAAAUUUGUGUGAGUUUCUAGAUCUUAAUUAACUAUACCCUCUAUCUAUUAGUGUAUUAGGUAAAUAUUAUAUCCAAUAAUAUAAGACCUAAUUAUAGUAACACAUGCCUAGGUAUAAGCGACUUAUACAUGAAUUUAAUUAUUGACAGCUAGGUACGGUCAUAUGCAGAGAAACCUGACCCCCCUCUCUUAGUAACAAUUCUAUUGAAAGGGGUCAGAUUUCCCCGCCAUAUACUGCAAUACAUCAAUACAAUACCAUUCCUUAUUAUAAUACUUAGGUACUUGUUUUGCUCAAACGUGGCAUUUCUUAAACUUAAACAUAUUUUAGUGCCUAUAUAGGUACAGUAUGGGUUUCGUAUUAUGUGUGUUUAAAGCUUUCGCAAAAUAUAACCAUGUAGGUAGUUAAGUUAGUGCCCUAGGCACAUUGGUGGAUUUUCCCUUACCAUAAAAACUGCUUAAAAAGUUAUAUAAAUAGUAAAUAACUAAGUUAUAUUAAAAUAAUACAUAUUCAAAAUUUAAUUUUGGAAAAAUAUUUGUUCUGUAAAAUUUUAAACAUAUUUCAUUUGGGCAAUAUACUGUUUAUUGAAAAGAAUGGGUUAAAAACUCAGUAUACAUAUUUAUUUAAUAUUAGAAUUUAGUUUUAAUAAACUUCUGUCUCCUUAAAUGGAUUGACGAAUCAUACGCUAGCUAUACCUAAGUCCGAAAAUGCUUUGUAUAUAUUUUGAAUGCUUAGCUAGACACCAAAUGUUUAUGAAUAUUAAAUAAUUCACCAUAUUUUAAAUAUAGUUAAGUAUUUUUUUAAAUUAAUUAAUGUCAAUAAAUUUAUAUAAGUACUUAGAUAUUAUUUGUACUGGGUACCUAAUUAAUUUUUGGGGUACUUUAAUUACUUAUUAUAGUUUUUAGUACUUUCGAGCAAUAAUUUUUAUUUUAUGAAAAGGCUGAGUACGAUUUAUUUUUUACUAGUUUGUUAAUACAGAAACCGUUAUUUUCGGUUUAGAAUAUAAGUUAUUAAAAACCAAAGUAAGUUUUUAUUUUUAAAUAAUUAUUCUUAAAAAUAAUGGCGGUAUCCUUGCUUGAUGUCAAUUAUAGUUAGUUGAAAAUGAGAAUAUUUUUUCGAUAUUGUAUAGAAUGAUACAGUUUUAUGUAGUUUACUUAUUUAUUUCCUUUAAAAUGCCUAUGGCUAUGAUUAGUUAUUGCUUCUGUAUAUAUUGUGUGGAAAUUUAUAUCUUUAGCACCAAAACUGCAUAAAUUAUAUCUUAGUUACUUAAGUCAACUUAACUUAUACAUCGAAGGUAACCAGAAAGUCAUGAAUUUUAUUAUCUCAACUAUUAAUGUAUUUUACUAUGGUUACAUAUUACUUCAAAUGCAAGUAAGUUUAGUAUAACAUAAGUCUAAUAAGUAUAAGUACUUAGUAUUAUGAAUAUAGAAUAAUUAAACUUAUUAUGGCAACACCGCUUGGCCUUUGAACGUAGUGUCGUGUGUUAGAUUAGGUAUAAGGUAUAAUAUAGAAAUACAAUUUGCUCUGUUAAUUUGUAAGUUUAGGAUUUAACUUUGUGCGUUAAUAAAAUUUUAAGGUGUUUACAUUCUCUUAACUGUCUGCCUAUGUUUGAUUUUACGCAAUGUGGGUGUCGUUUAAAACAUUUUGUGAAAUAAAUAUUGUGAAUAAUAUUAAAUAUA